This is a messenger RNA of Kockovaella imperatae, 1633 nucleotides long. Its product is annotated as glutamate decarboxylase. Gene Ontology annotation, biological process: carboxylic acid metabolic process. The transcript is spliced from 6 exons. Gene Ontology annotation, molecular function: pyridoxal phosphate binding; carboxy-lyase activity. The record is from RefSeq and is a predicted model, not a curated record. NCBI's taxonomy places the organism in Eukaryota, Fungi, Basidiomycota, Tremellomycetes, Tremellales, Cuniculitremaceae. Gene Ontology annotation, cellular component: cytoplasm. The coding region runs from base 53 to 1576 and encodes 507 amino acids.
AGACGCUGUUUGACUCUACCAAAGGAGUUCAAGCACGAUCACGAGGAGCAACAUGCCUGUACAGCCGGCAUACAAGACGAGAGCUGAUGAAGUUGAUGAUCUCGUAGAAACGGUGAAGAACCUGAUCAUUCCAUUCAUUCGAUCGGCCGAACCUUCUUCUUCGACGUCCGGCUCGAGCAAGCAGUAUGCAGCUGGAGAUGGAGUCAAUGGGGAUCAGGGUCAACAUCCAAUGACACUUGUCGAUUAUCAUGCCCCAAAAGAGCUGCAGUCCAUCCUCGACCUAGACUUACCAAGCAAAGGUCAAGGCAAGGACGGUCUCGUUAAUAUGACUGAGAAGGUCUUACGGUAUUCUGUGAACACCUGGGACCAGGGAUUCAUGGAUAAGCUAUAUGCGUCUACCAAUGCCGUCGGAGUCGCAGCGGAGCUGCUAACUGCUGCUUUGAAUACCAAUGUCCAUGUCUAUCAGGUGUCCCCGGUGCUCACACUGAUCGAGAAGCACGUCGCGAAAACUCUGGCACGCAUGUACGGAUUCACCGAUCCCCAUUCCGGAGGCAUGUCACAGCCAGGAGGCUCAGCCGGAAACUCCUCCUCCAUCGUCAUUGCUCGAAACACACUAUAUCCUCAUACCAAGACUCGAGGUAUUGGGUCAGACAAAUAUGUCCUCUUCACCUCCCAACAUGGUCAUUACUCGCUCGAGAAGGCUGCUCAAAUGUUCGGCUUUGGGUCAGACAAUGUACGUUCUGUACCUGUCGACAAAACUGGACGCAUGGACGUAUCAGCUUUGCGGAAAAUGGUAGUGAAAUCAAAAGAGGAUGGCGAAGUUCCCUUCUACGUGAAUGCAACAGCCGGCACGACCGUUCUUGGAUCGUUCGACCCUUUCGACGAAAUUGCAGAGGUCUGCAAGGAACACCAUCUGUGGAUGCACGUCGAUGGCUCUUGGGGUGGUAGUGUAAUCUUCAACAAGGGUAUCGCAGAGGAGAGGUUAAGAGGAGUGGAGAAAGCAGACAGUAUAGUCAUGUCACCUCACAAGAUGUUAGGUGUGCCAGUGACUUGCAGCUUCCUGCUGGCCAAGGACAUGAGGAAAGUCUGGAAGGCGAUGACCUUGCCAGCGGGUUACCUAUUUCACACUUCUGACUCCGAGGAGAUCUUUGACCUGGCCGAUCUGACACCACAGUGCGGGCGGCGGGGAGACGCGUUGAAGUUCUUCCUAUCCUGGGUGUACUAUGGCGAAGAAGGUCUUUCGGAGAAAAUUGAGAGGGCAUUCGAGCUUGCAACUCGAAUGCAAGAACAGCUAUCGCGCUCAGAAAACGUAGUCAUGCUGUCGACAAUGCCCCCUCCCUGCCUCCAAGUAUGUUUCUACUACGCACCGGAACGUCAACUCGGAGAUCCUACUGCCACAAGUCGGCGGACGGAGAUCAUGACAGAGAGGCUCAUGCGCAGAGGCUUCAUGGUGGACUAUGCACCUGGAGAGAAUGGCAAAUUCUUCCGCAUAGUCAUCAACAUCAGCACAACGGAGGAGACUGUGACACGAUUGGUGGAAAUGAUAGAAGAAGUUGGUAGAGAGAACACGACUUAGCCAAUUGGACCGGCUCAUGCAGCGCGUCGACUCCUCAAUCGGUCAUCUAUGCAGACA